Messenger RNA from Papaver somniferum (opium poppy), 1464 nucleotides. Its product is annotated as formimidoyltransferase-cyclodeaminase-like. The transcript is spliced from 3 exons. Lineage: Eukaryota; Viridiplantae; Streptophyta; Magnoliopsida; Ranunculales; Papaveraceae. The record is from RefSeq and is a predicted model, not a curated record. Gene Ontology annotation, molecular function: transferase activity; folic acid binding. The coding region runs from base 413 to 1360 and encodes 315 amino acids.
GAAAAUGAUAACAAGAAAAUGAACACAAUAAAAACAGCAGGCAUCAAUAGUUAAUUAGCUGGUUGUUUUAAUGUCAAGUUGGGUAUCGAGGAAAGUAGCUAUAUGUUGGAUUUUAGAAUAAUCACAAGUCAAGCCACUUAUGGUUCAGUAUAAGAAGCAAGGAAAAUUUUGUGAUCAUAAAAUUAGAAGCAGAUUGUAACUGAAGAAAUUUGUAAAGGAAAAAGCAGUGACAAAUGGAUUUCAACCCAAGUACUAAUAAGGGUACACGCACUUAAGGUCUUAACCACACGACGAACCAGGCUUUUCCUUUUUAUGAUGAGGUUCAGAGUGGAAGUAAACUGAUCAAAAAUUGCUGUAAGCUUCAACUUUAUUUCCAUUCAUAGCUAAUUUUCUUAUUAACUCUUUCAUUUCAAUGGAAAACAAGAAGAUGAUGAAGAAAACAACAUAUGAGCAAUCCAUGCUACUUGGCUGUAAGCUCUACAUAUCUGAAUCAAGAAACCUGGCUGCCCUUGACUCAAUCGAACGAGCAGCAGCACUGCACCAGGAGAUCGUGAUAAUGGACAAAUUUGAAGAUCGUGUGUAUAAUUGUGUUCGGUAUACUCUUGUGUCGUAUGUGAUUCAUGACAGUAGCACAGACAGUCCAAUCUAUAGCCCAUUGCAACAAACUGUCCUUGCUAUGGUUGAGGCUGCCUACCAAGCCAUAAACCUAGAACAUCACUGGGGAGCGCACCCUACGCUCGGUGUUGUCGAUGAUAUCUGUUUUCAUCCCCUUGGCCGAGAAAAGUUGGAAGAAGCAGCUUGGCUUGCUAAAUUGGUAGCAAGAGAUAUAAGCAACCAACUCCAAGUGCCAGUAUUUCUGUAUGAAGCAGCACACCCAACAGGCAAAACCCUCGACGCCAUCCGUCGUGAUCUAGGGUAUUUCCGUCCGAAUUACAUGGGAAGCCAAUGGGCAGGAUGGGCAUUGCCAGAAGUUCUCAACGAGAAUCCCGAUGAGGGUCCAACGCUAGUACCUCGAUCUAGAGGUAUUGUAAUUAUUGGUGCAAGUCCAUGGGUUCGAACAUUCAAUGUACCGAUCAUGUCUACGGAUGUAUCAAUCACACGAAGAAUUGCUCGAAAAGUGAGUGCUCGGGGUGGUGGGCUUCCUACUGUCCAAGCUAUUGGUCUUGUUCAUGGCGAGGAUUCGACUGAGAUAGCGUGCUACCUCUUGGAACCAAACAGGGUCGGAGCUGAUCAUGUGCAGAACCAAAUUGGUCUUCUUGCUGCUGAGGAAGGAUUGGAUGUUGAUAAGGGCUAUUUUACUGAUUAUUCACCAGAAAUGAUUCUUGAGAAGUAUAAGAAAUUAGUAUCUACAAAUCAAUAAUUAAGAAUAAAACUCUUAAGUACUUAACCUCAAACUCGGUAACCAUCCCUGAAAAUUAUGUAAAUUCUUAAAAUAAAUAAAGAAUGUCAUGUUUGUGCAUAUCA